Messenger RNA from Misgurnus anguillicaudatus (oriental weatherfish), 2613 nucleotides. It is a transcript of the gene hsd17b2, whose product is annotated as hydroxysteroid (17-beta) dehydrogenase 2. The record is from RefSeq and is a predicted model, not a curated record. Gene Ontology annotation, molecular function: oxidoreductase activity. Gene Ontology annotation, cellular component: intracellular membrane-bounded organelle. NCBI's taxonomy places the organism in Eukaryota, Metazoa, Chordata, Actinopteri, Cypriniformes, Cobitidae. Gene Ontology annotation, biological process: steroid metabolic process.
GCAAUUUUAACAUGUUAUAAUAAAUGAUUAAUAUGGUGUUUUGAGCUAAAACUUCACAUAUGUGCUCUGGGGACACCAAAGAUUUAUUUGACAUCUUAAAAAAGUCUUGUGAAAUGUCCCCUUUAAAUCAUGUGUUUUUUCAUGCAUCUCAUCCAGGACCAGAUUGAAUUAGCCAUUUGAAUGAAAAAAAGUUUAGGGUUGCGGCACUUUGUGCAGCUGUAUAUAAUAAAGCUGAUUAUUACGAGUAAUUUAUAUCCUGCUGACAUGUUUAAACACGCUUGCAUGCGCAACAUAUGACAAUCAUUAGGGGUGUGAUUCACAAACUCAUCCAACUAGCUGAGGACAAUAUACGGGUUGUAACCUCACUGACGUCUUGUUGAUUUAGUGAUAACAUAAACCGUGAACUUCAUUCUUGCGUGUGGUGUAGAAAUGGAGAAAAUGGUUGAAUGCUGUCUGGCUUUAAUUUACAUCUUACUCACGGUUGCAAGUGUUGGGUUAUUGGUAGUGAGGAUGGUGGAGGGCCGGUCGGUGAGGUGGUUGGUUGUCCUCAUGGUGUCUGGGGGGAUAUUAAGCUGUUUGGUCCAUUCAUAUGUUCUUAAAGUGGGAUUAGUCAGUGUGGUGUGUGGUUUGGUGCACUACAUAGGGAGAGAUGAAGACAUGCUGCCUGUCCUGAAUAGAGCCGUUUUGAUCACAGGUUGCGAUUCCGGUUUGGGUCAUGAUCUGGCCAGGUGUCUGGACGCUGCAGGAAUGAGGGUGUUUGCAGGGGUUCUGGAUGAGUCGAGUCCCGGAGCUGUGGAGCUGAAGAAAGCCUCAUCCUCAAAACUCACUGUUAUCCAGUUAGACAUCACAAACAUGAGCCAGAUCAAGCAAGCUUAUCAGUACAUCCAGAGUCAAACAGGUGAAACAGGUCUCUGGGGACUGGUGAACAACGCUGGAGUGCUGGGAUAUGUGUGCGAUGCAGAACUUUUGCCAAUUAAAUUUUAUCGAAAAUACUUGGAAGUCAAUUUCAUUGGUAGUGUGGAGGUAACGCAGGUCUUUCUGCCUCUCAUACGCCAAUCGAAAGGAAGAAUUAUCAGCAUAUCGAGUAUGGCAGGAGAAAUCCCUCUUCCUGGAUUUCCAGCGUAUGGGGCAUCUAAAGCAGCUCUGAGUGCAUACAGUGGAACAAUAAGACUGGAACUGUCCCGCUGGGGAGUCAAAGUCAUUGUUAUUCAACCCGGAGCUUUCAAAACCAAUAUUUUGGGCAAUAGAGAGCAUUGGGUUCGCGUUCACGACGAGAUCCUCAGCGGUCUGUCACCGGACGUGAUGGAAGCGUAUGGUGAAGAGUACAUCAGCUCAUUACAGGAGCGGCUAGUUAAGAUGUCUUCAUCAUCGAGCUCAAACACGGAGCAGUUUCUGGAUGCUUUAAAACACGCUUUACUCUCCACAAGACCUAAAGCCUUUUAUUACCCAGGGGCUGCAGCUUGGGCACUUCCAUUUUUCUACAGACACAGCCCCACCUUCCUAUCUGACAUGAUUUUCUCACGCAUCUUUAUGCCUCCAGAUGUCAAACCAGCACAACUCUGAACAAUUACAAACUGUGACCUCACCUAUGAAACCCUGCUCACAUAACUAGUUUACUGCUAUGAAAUUUAGAGCAUCAAAGUUGUCAUAACCAUAAAAAUGACAAAAAUGUGUAAUCUGUGAUGAUUAAUGCUGUAAAUGACAGAUUAAUAACUAAGCUAAUAUACAAUACUUACCCCUGGUUUCACAAACAAGGCCCAAGGCUAUAGUCCAAGACCAGAACACAAGUAUAAGCUGUCUCAGGAUACACACCAGUAACCUCUUUUUCUAAGCCAUGUUUAUAAAUGAUGCUUAAACAUCUUAAUUUAACUAAGGCCUAGUCCUGACUUUAGCUAAGCCUCGUCUGUGAGACCAGGCCUUAAAGGUGCCAUAGAAUGUAAAACUGUAUUUAUCUAAACAUAGAUGAAUAAUAAGAGUUCAGUACAUUGUAAUAGCCUCCAACUUUGUUUCCUCCUCCUUAAACCUUGUGCAUGCAAAAGACUGCUGAAAAAUACAGACCAAUCUCAACAUAACACCAACUGUGAUGUUACAGUCAAGAUGAACUCCACAACAUUAAAUUACACAUUACAUAAGUACAAUGUUGUGACUGCGGAUUUAGCGCUAUAGUUAAUGCUAGCGUUUAGUCUGAAGUUAUACUACUGAAUUUACAGUUACGUUUUGCAGGUCCAUAUUGAAAAAAACACAAGCCUACAACUGAGAGACAUCCAUUAAUAGUCUCCAAACAAUUGAUUAUUCCUCAAAUUCCAUAUCUUCGUCUGAUAGACUCGAAAAUAAGAUCUGUUUACACACACACACAGAGCUAAUGAAGGAGCUGCUCUGAGAAACAGCCAAUCAGAGCAGAGCUCAACAUUAUUAUUCAUGACCCUUUUAAAUAAGGUAAUAAUAGACCAUUUCAUUCUAAUGGCAAAUCCUAUAGGGUUGUAAAUGAAGAUGUAAAACCGGAUCAUCUUUGCACUUUAUAAAGCCACAUACCUUCUAUGUAUAUAUCGGAGAACAGUUUAAAGGAAUAGUCUACUCAUUUUCAAUAUUAAAAAAUAUGUUAUUACCUUAACU